Messenger RNA from Hippocampus comes (tiger tail seahorse), 3369 nucleotides. RefSeq names its product ATPase phospholipid transporting 8A2 (gene atp8a2). Gene Ontology annotation, cellular component: trans-Golgi network; plasma membrane. The transcript is spliced from 35 exons. NCBI's taxonomy places the organism in Eukaryota, Metazoa, Chordata, Actinopteri, Syngnathiformes, Syngnathidae. Gene Ontology annotation, molecular function: magnesium ion binding; ATPase-coupled intramembrane lipid carrier activity; ATP hydrolysis activity. The annotation marks the transcript as partial. The record is from RefSeq and is a predicted model, not a curated record. Gene Ontology annotation, biological process: neuron development; phospholipid translocation.
CAUACCAAGUUCUGCGACAACCACGUCAGUACCACCAAAUAUGGCGUCCUCUCCUUUCUUCCCCGCUUCAUGUACGAGCAGAUCAGGAGGGCCGCCAACGCCUUCUUCCUUUUCAUCACACUCAUGCAGCAAAUCCCUGACGUCUCUCCGACCGGCCGCUACACUACGCUGGUGCCGCUUAUCUUCAUCCUCACCGUGGCCGGCAUCAAGGAGAUCAUCGAGGACUACAAACGACAUAAAGCGGACAACACAGUCAACAAGAAGAAGACCACAGUGUUGCGUAACGGAGCCUGGCAGACCAUCAUCUGGAAGCAGGUGGCAGUAGGAGACAUAGUGAAGGUGACCAAUGGCCAGCACCUUCCGGCUGACAUGGUGAUUGUGUCGUCCAGUGAACCUCAGGCCAUGUGCUACACGGAGACCUCCAACCUCGAUGGGGAAACCAACCUGAAGAUUCGACAGGGUCUCUCGCUCACGGCAGGCAUCCAGACCCUUGAGGACCUGAUGUCCUUAUCCGGCGUCUUGGAAUGCGAAGGUCCCAACAGACAUUUGUACGAUUUCACCGGCACGCUGCGGCUGGAAAACCAAAAAGCUGCUCCUCUGGGCCCAGACCAGGUCCUGCUGCGUGGCGCUCAGAUCCGGAACACUCAGUGGGUGGUGGGAAUCGUGGUCUACACCGGCCAUGACUCCAAACUCAUGCAGAACUCCACCAAGGCGCCCUUGAAGCGCUCCAACGUUGAGCGGGUGACCAACAUGCAGAUCCUGGUGCUUUUCGGCAUCCUGUUGGUCAUGGCCUUGGUCAGCUCGGUGGGAGCCGCCAUCUGGAACAGGCAGUACACCGAGGAAGCUUGCUGGUAUCUGUCCCGACAGGGUGACAUCUCUACUAACUUUGCAUACAACCUGCUGACCUUCAUCAUCCUGUACAACAACCUGAUCCCCAUCAGCCUGCUGGUCACGCUGGAGGUGGUCAAGUUCACCCAGGCCCUCUUCAUCAACUGGGAUGUGGAGAUGUACUACGCUGAGACGGACACGCCAGCGAUGGCUCGAACGUCCAACCUGAAUGAGGAGCUGGGCCAGGUGAAGUAUUUGUUUUCGGACAAGACAGGAACGCUCACCUGCAACGUCAUGCACUUUAAGAAGUGCACCAUCGCAGGAAUCACUUAUGGCCACUUCCCUGAUCUCGACUGCGAUCGUUCAAUGGAGGACUUCAGCAAUCUGCCGUCCAGCAGCAACAACUCCACCGAGUUUGACGAUCCGGCUCUCAUCCAGAACAUCGAAAAUGGCCACUUGACGUCCCCUCAGAUACGUGAGUUCUUGACCAUGAUGGCCGUUUGCCACACGGUGGUGCCGGAGCGCGAAAACGACCAGAUCAUUUACCAGGCCUCCUCGCCUGACGAGGGCGCUCUGGUCAAGGGGGCCAAAGGUCUCGGCUUCGUCUUCACAGCCCGGACGCCGGAUUCGGUCAUCAUCGAUGCCAGAGGAAAGGAGAUGACCUACCAGUUGCUGAAUGUGUUGGAGUUUUCCAGUAACCGCAAGCGCAUGUCUGCGGUGGUGAGGACCCCGAACGGGAGGCUGCGGCUCUACUGCAAAGGAGCGGAUAAUGUGAUAUUUGAACGUCUGAAUGAGGACUCUCAGUACAAAGAGUUGACCAUCGCUCACCUGGAGCAGUUUGCCACGGAAGGCCUGAGGACUUUGUGUUUCGCCUACGUGGACCUGCGAGAGGACGCCUACCAGGAGUGGCUGAAGGAAUACAACCGCGUCAGCACCGUGCUCAAGGACCGAGCGCAAAAACUGGAGGAGUGCUACGAGCUACUGGAAAAGAACCUCCUUCUGCUGGGCGCUACCGCCAUAGAGGAUCGCCUCCAGGCCGGCGUCCCCGAAACCAUCGCCACACUGAUGCGGGCAGACAUCAAGAUCUGGGUUCUGACCGGAGACAAGCAAGAGACAGCCAUCAACAUCGGCUACUCGUGCCGCUUGGUGACGCACGGCAUGUCCCUCAUCAUCGUCAACGAGGACUCCCUGGACGCCACCCGCUCCACCCUGACCGCCCACUGCUCCUCCCUGGGCGACUCGUUACGGAAGGAGAACGAGCUGGCGCUGAUCAUCGACGGCCAGACCCUCAAGUACGCGCUGUCCUUCGAGCUGCGCCAGGCCUUCCUGGACCUGGCCCUGUCGUGCAAGGCAGUCAUCUGCUGCCGAGUGUCGCCGCUGCAGAAGUCUGAAAUCGUGGACAUGGUGAAGAAGCACGUGAAGGCCAUCACGCUGGCCAUCGGCGACGGCGCCAACGACGUGGGCAUGAUCCAGACGGCGCACGUGGGCGUGGGCAUCAGCGGCAACGAGGGCAUGCAGGCCACCAACUCCUCCGACUACUCCAUCGCGCAGUUCUCAUACCUGGAGAAACUGCUGCUGGUGCACGGCGCGUGGAGCUACAACCGUGUCACCAAGUGCAUCCUCUACUGCUUUUACAAGAACGUAGUGCUCUACAUCAUCGAGCUGUGGUUUGCCUUUGUCAACGGCUUCUCAGGACAGAUCCUCUUUGAGCGCUGGUGCAUUGGCCUCUACAAUGUGAUAUUCACGGCCCUGCCUCCGUUCACUUUGGGCAUCUUCGACCGGCCGUGCAGCCAACAGAACAUGCUGCGCUUCCCUCAACUCUACCGGAUCACCCAGAAUGCCGAGGGCUUCAACACCAAGGUGUUUUGGGGUCACUGUAUCAACGCACUGAUUCACUCGAUUAUUCUCUUUUGGUUUCCUCUCAAGAUGUUGGAGCAUGACUCGCCCUUCAAAAACGGUCAGGGCAACGACUACCUUUUUGUUGGAAACAUGGUCUAUACGUAUGUCGUCGUCACAGUGUGUCUGAAAGCUGGAAUGGAGACCACCGCUUGGACCCGGUUCUCCCACCUGGCCGUGUGGGGAAGCAUGCUCCUGUGGCUGGUCUUCUUCGGGGUCUACUCGUCCAUCUGGCCCACCUUCCCCAUGGCACCUGACAUGCUGGGCCAGGCUGGCAGCGUGAUGCAGUGCUGGUACUUCUGGUUGGGUCUGCUGCUGGUGCCCACCGUAUGUUUACUCAAGGACUUUGUCUGGGCGGCGACACGUCGCUCGGUGAGGAAGUCGCUGCUGGAGGAGGUGCAGGAGCUGGAAGCGCGCGCCGUGGACCCUGGCGCGGCGGUUCUGAGGGACGCCAGCGGACGCAGUCUAAACGAACGUGCCCAUCUGCUGACAAGAGUCUUUAGGAAGACGCCCUCCAGCAUCGGACGCUCCAACUCGCUGCAACAGCCCGUCACGCACGGCUACGCCUUCUCUCAGGAGGAGCACGGCGCGGUGUCCCAAUCGCAGGUGGUGCGCUCGUUUCUUCGCCUUUUACCUGGUUUUUAA